CUCUAUUCUCACUCCAAUAAUCACAACACUGGAGAGAAAAGAGAGAGAGAGAGAGAGAGAGAGAGAGAGGUGAGGAGGAAGCGAGAGGUUGAGAGGAACCCACCUCAUUUUCUAGCUUACUAAAGAAGAAGGUGAGAAAGAAGAAUGAUGACGAUGAUGAUGAUUAUGAGGCAACUGAUAACAACACACAGAAAAUUACACGACCAAGGAAGAAGGAUAGCAAUAUACAUAUAGAUAGAUAGCUGCUGAAGGCUCGGUUAUUGCAUUUCUUGCCUGCCUUUCCUUAUCUUAUUUUUAUUUUGCUGUGUUUCUUAUCAGUUUCUCUUCUCCUGCUACUUCUGCUUCUGCUGCUGCUGGUCAUCAGUGCCUCUGCCACGACCCAAAAUCUCUCCUUUAUCCUCCAGGGAAGUAGUCGGUCAUCUCUUCCUCUCUGAACCCAAAGGCCAAAUUUUUAUCUAUCUUUAUUUUUUCAUCUCACAAAAGCCAAACUGACAGUUGGGUGUGUGUAUUUUUGCCAACAGAAACCCACCUCCCCAAAACCGGCAGCCAGAAGAACCUACCAGCAAUGGCAGCAGCAUCCCAGAGUCCUACUUAGAGAAAUAAAGAUAAAAGAAAACAAAGCCCCACCAUCCCCAACAAACAAGAUCUCCUCUUUCUCUUUUCUCUGAUACAAGUUCAGAGUUGUUUUUACCCCACUCCUCUUGCAUAAUUUCUACAUACAUAUACAUCCUUGUAGAUUUAUAAUCUCUUCUCUCUCUCAUCUAUAAUUGUCAUAAAAACACUGCCUAGUGGUGGAUUUCAGAUAUUAUAUAAUCUAUAUUUGCAUGUAUAUAUAAGAUUGAGUCUUUGUUCAAUUCUAUCAAGAAAGAUUCUUCAGUUGUGGCUACUACAAGGAGUAGGCAGCUCCUAUCCGACUCUGGAGCCUUUGCAGACUGGGCUACGUCCUCUUCUUCCUCGGCCAUCCGCGCCGCGGGACCGGACGACCUUUCCCUCGGCUUUAAUGCCGGCCCUACUGCCGCAGCGGCUACUGCUGCACCUGGGUCCGGACCCACUGGCCCAUCGUGGUCUAGCUCAGCUAGACAAAUUAACUAUGGCAUCACUCCUGAAAUGGGCAUGUUUGUUGUUACUCCUGCUUCCUUUAAUCACCACCACCAGCAUCAGCAUGAGUCGUCUAUCAAUCUUGCCACUGAUCCAAUCCAUGGCUCAAACGCUGCUGCUACUGCGCUCGGUGUCGGUGUGGGUGUAGGCGUUAUCCCACUUCUCACGGCCGCUCCAUGUCUAGCGCCGCAAAACAUGGAUGAUCAAGAUUUGCUGAAUAAUGGGCGCAACAAAAUGGGUGGCCUCCAGUUUUGGCAAAACCAAUCUUCUCAUCACCACACCCUGUCCAAUAUAAAGAGAACUAAUGCUUCGAUUCUCGAUCACGAUAAUUCUCCAGCGAAUCUGCUUCAGAGCGGUAACAAUAACAGCUCCGGUGGUGGUAUUGGUGGUAAUUCAGCUUCAUCUGGGACAACAACGUGCCAAGAUUGCGGAAACCAAGCCAAGAAAGAUUGCAGCUAUAGAAGGUGCAGGACCUGCUGCAAAAGUCGUGGUUAUGAUUGCUCUACUCACGUCAAGAGCACGUGGGUACCGGCGGCCAGGAGGAGAGAGCGUCAGCUAAUGGCAGCUGCAGCCGGAGGAGGUGAUGGUUCUUCUGGGUCUACUACUGGGAUCAAGAAACCUAGACUCGUAAACUCACAAACCACCACCAAUUCUCAUACAUCCACUUCUAACACUACCCCACCAAGAAGCUUUGAUACUAGCUCCAGUCACCAAGAUGCGAGUUUUAAGGAGACAUUGCCGGGGAAUGUACGUGCACAGGCGGUUUUCAAGUGUGUUAGAGUGACGGCAGUGGACGACGGUGAAGAUGAGUAUGCGUAUCAGGCUGUGGUAAAUAUUGGUGGCCAUGUCUUCAAAGGGUUUCUAUAUGAUCAAGGAGUUGAAGGAAGAGAUGGGUUCCCUAAUAUAUCAGAAUUGCAUUUGGGUAGUGCUAACAGUGGCGGCGGCGGCGGUGACGGAGUAAGGAACGGAGCCUCAUCUUCCCCGAUUAUUGAUCCUUCAGAUGUUUAUGGUGCAUCCGGUGGAGGGUUGCUGGGUGGUUUAAGCUAUGGUAAUCCAAUAAACUGAGGUUUACUUCCAAGGCUUUGGAGUGGAAUUAUUUUAGUCUAAUUUUCCUUGUGUCCGCUAAUUACUAUUACAAAAACACUAUGAAUAGGGUUUUGGUAAGUUGUUCUGUCUCUUGUUAACAUGUCUUUGAUAUCUUCAUCUUCUUGUUUUGGGUUUCUUGUUCCUCGUGACAAUUUCCUUCUGUAAUUGCACCGAGAUGAGGAUCACAAUAUGCUAAAGGAUUUGCCUCUUCAGUAUGAGAGUAAUUCGUGUAGCAAAUUUUAGACAAGAUGGACAAUAAAGGGCAAAAAUUCCUGUUCUUCUAGA
Manihot esculenta (cassava) is the source of this 2469-nucleotide messenger RNA. Its product is annotated as protein LATERAL ROOT PRIMORDIUM 1. Gene Ontology annotation, cellular component: nucleus. NCBI's taxonomy places the organism in Eukaryota, Viridiplantae, Streptophyta, Magnoliopsida, Malpighiales, Euphorbiaceae. The transcript has 2 exons. The record is from RefSeq and is a predicted model, not a curated record. The coding region runs from base 1108 to 2163 and encodes 351 amino acids. Gene Ontology annotation, biological process: positive regulation of DNA-templated transcription. Gene Ontology annotation, molecular function: DNA binding; DNA-binding transcription factor activity.